AAGCGAAGCGCAUGCGCACCCCAUCCACUUUCUCUCAACCGUCUGCUGGAGCCGCGGCCGGUCGCGAUCGCCAUGUUGAUGCUGGGCAGGGGGCUGGACGCCAGGGAUAACCAGACCAGGCAAAUACGGGAAGCUGUUUCAAAUGUGGAAAAACAUUUUGGUGAAUUGUGCCAAAUAUUUGCAGCAUAUGUACGAAAAACUGCCAGGCUACGAGACAAAGCAGACCUUUUAGUAAAUGAGAUACAUGCUUAUGCAGCUACAGAAACACCAAAUUUAAAGCUUGGAUUGAAAAAUUUUGCAGAUGAGUUUUCCAAGCUUCAGGAUUAUCGCCAGGCAGAGGUAGAAAGACUUGAAGCUAAAGUUGUUGAACCUCUGAAAUGUUAUGGGACCAUCAUAAAACUUAAGAGAGAGGAUCUCAAAGCAACUUUAACAGCAAAGAACAGAGAAGCAAAACAGUUAUCUCAACUGGAGAGGACCCGUCAACGAAAUCCAUCUGAUCGACACAUUAUUUCACAGGCUGAAAGUGAAUUACAGCGAGCGUCUCUGGAUGCAACUAGAACAAGUCGGCAGUUGGAGGAAACAAUUGACAAUUUUGAAAAACAAAAAAUAAAAGAUAUUAAGAACAUACUUUCAGAAUUCAUUACAAUUGAAAUGUUAUUUCAUGGAAAAGCCUUAGAAAUUUAUACUGCUGCAUUCCAAAAUAUACAAAAUAUUGAUGAGAAUGAAGAUUUGGAGGUGUUUCGGAGUUCACUUUAUCCACCAGAACAUCAAACCCGAUUGGAUAUUGUUCGUGCAAAUUCUAAAUCUCCCCUUGAAAGAACUGGUUCUUCCAGAACUUGUACUGGAAUAGUUCAGCAGAUUGCUAGGAAUCGCCUUAAGGAAGAGGAGGAAGAAGAGGAGGAAGAUGAAGAAUUAGAAACCACCAAGGAGGAAAGAUAGCUUUUGCUACAACAAAACAUUCCUCAGAUUAAAAAUACUUAUUGUAUUUACAUUUCAUGUUAAGACACCGUAAGGUCAGCCAUUAAAAUUACCACAAAAAUGCAUUAAGGGGCUUUUUGACCUCCUUAUGAUCU
Messenger RNA from Pseudonaja textilis, 1073 nucleotides. NCBI's taxonomy places the organism in Eukaryota, Metazoa, Chordata, Lepidosauria, Squamata, Elapidae. The record is from RefSeq and is a predicted model, not a curated record.